AUGUCAUAUUGUGCUAGCACUGGUUUGUCUCUGUCGUGUCCCUGUCUGGCGGUGUGUGCGCGCAUGCAGGCAGCCUAUCACAGCUGCACCAUUCGCAUUUACCAUUCGCAUCUCCACCACAAAUUUCUCACCACACUUCUUCCCAUGUUCAGAUCCAGAGCGAGACACUUUUGCAUGUCGGCCCGCCGCUGGGCGGACGUGCAAGUCACAGUGGAUGGUAAGACCGUGCUGAUCGAGGCUGGCUCGUCCAUCAUCCAGGCUGCGGAAAAGGCCGGCGUCACCAUUCCGCGCUACUGCUACCACGACAAGUUGGCCAUUGCUGGUAACUGUCGUAUGUGUCUCGUCGAUGUCGAGCGCAUGCCCAAGUUGAUUGCAUCGUGUGCAAUGCCCGUGCAAAAUGGCAUGGUGGUGCACACCACCAGUGAGCGUAUCACCAAGGCGCGCGAGGGUGUUACCGAGAUGUUGUUGCAGAACCAUCCUUUGGAUUGUCCUGUUUGUGACCAGGGUGGUGAGUGUGACUUGCAAGAGCAGUCGCAGCGGUACGGGUCCGACCGUGGCCGUUUCAUGGAGGUGGCCGGAAAGCGUGCCGUUGAAAACAAGGCUAUUGGACCUUUGGUCAAGACGCUGAUGAAUAGAUGUAUCCACUGCACGCGGUGCGUGCGGUUCAUGAACGAUGUUGCGGGUGCUCCAGAAUUUGGUACUGCUGGCCGUGGUAACGACAUGCAGAUCGGCACCUACGUCGAGCGCAACAUCAACUCCGAAUUGUCGGGAAACAUCAUCGACUUGUGUCCUGUGGGAGCAUUGACCUCGAAGCCAUAUGCAUUCAAGGCCCGUCCAUGGGAGUUGAAACGCACAGAGACCAUUGACGUCAUGGAUGCUCUCGGUUCCAACGUCCGUGUGGACGCCCGUGGUGCCGAGGUGAUGCGUGUGAUGCCCCGUGUCAACGAUGACAUCAACGAGGAGUGGAUCUCUGACAAGUCGCGGUUUGCAUGCGAUGGACUCAAGACCCAACGUUUGACCACGCCUUUGGUGCGCAACGGCGACCGUUUUGAGCCUGCGUCCUGGGACGAUGCCUUGGCAACCGUGGCUGCAGCCUACAACAAGCUUGCUCCAAGCGGCAGUGAAUUCCGUGCCGUUGCCGGUGCUUUGGCUGACGCUGAGUCUAUGACUGCUCUUAAAGACCUUGCUAACCGUUUGGGCUCGGAAAACACCACCACAGACGUGAAGCAAGUUGCCCUUAGCGGCGUGGACGUGCGUUCUAACUACGUAUUCGGCUCGACCAUUGACGGCAUUGAGGAUGCUGACCAGAUCUUGCUUGUGGGUACCAACCCUCGUCAUGAAGCUGCUGUGUUGAAUGCUCGUAUCCGUAAGGUGUGGUUGCGUCUGGACCUCGAAAUCGCUCACGUUGGCCAGGAGUUCGACUCUACCUUCAACAUGACUCGCUUGGGUGUCUCUGCCAAGGACUUGGCCUCCGCUUUGGCUGGCUCCUACGGCAAGAAGUUGGCUGGUGCUAAACGCCCUAUGAUUGUCAUUGGCUCGGGUGUGGCUGCUUCUCCAGAUGCUGAAGCCAUCUACAAGACCGUGGCUGAGUUUGCCGCCAAGAACAACAACCUCCAGAGUGAAGAAUGGAACGGUGUCAAUGUGUUGCACCGUGAAGCUGCUCGUGUGGCCGCAUUGGACCUCGGUUUCCAAAGCAACGACUCUACGACGCCUAAGUUCGUGUACUUGCUUGGAGCUGAUGAGAUUGCUGCUCGCGACAUCCCCAAAGACGCCUUUGUCGUGUACCAGGGCCACCAUGGUGAUGCUGGUGCCGCUUUGGCUGACGUGAUUUUGCCUGGUUCUGCUUACACAGAAAAGUCGGCUACGUAUGUGAACACUGAAGGCCGUACACAGAUCACCCGUGCCGCCACAAAUGCCCCAGGUGCCGCUCGUGAAGACUGGAAGAUCGUGCGUGCCUUGUCCGAGUACUUGGGUGCGCCAUUGCCAUACGACGACUUGUACGCCGUGCGCGAGCGUAUGGGCGAGAUUGCACCAUCCUUGGUGCGCCACGAGGUUGUGGAACCAGUUUCCGUUGGUAUUGCCAAGCUUGGUCUCCAACAGGCCGCUGGCAGCCAUGCCCAGGUUGGCAGCAGCGAGUUGAAGAACCCAAUUGCCAACUUCUACUUCACAGACGUGAUCUCGCGGUCGUCGCCCACGAUGGCCAAGUGUGUGGCGUCUUUUGGCGCCAAGAUCGACAAGAUCACAGACCCAAAGCCAGACGUCAACUUCUAG
Clavispora lusitaniae ATCC 42720 is the source of this 2271-nucleotide messenger RNA. RefSeq lists its product as uncharacterized. The record is from RefSeq and is a predicted model, not a curated record. Gene Ontology annotation, cellular component: membrane. Gene Ontology annotation, biological process: ATP synthesis coupled electron transport; cellular respiration. Gene Ontology annotation, molecular function: NADH dehydrogenase (ubiquinone) activity; iron-sulfur cluster binding. Lineage: Eukaryota; Fungi; Ascomycota; Pichiomycetes; Serinales; Metschnikowiaceae.